AUGUUCCCCACGCUGCUUCUGCUACCCAGCCUCCUGGGGGCCUCACUGGCCAGCCCCAUCCAGGGCCCCCGGGAGUGUGCACAGGGCUCGGCCGAGUGGUGUCGGGACUUGCAGGCGGCAAUGCGGUGUGGGGCCGUGGGGUACUGCCGGAGUGCCGUCUGGAGCAAGCCCACCGCCAGGUCCCUGUCCUGUGACCUGUGCCUGGAUGUGGUGGCCGCAGGCAGCAACGGGCUGAACCCCAAUGCCACGGAGACCGACACUCUGGCUUUGGUGACAAGGUCCUGUGAGUGGCUUCCCGGCCAGGACUCUUCGGUCAGAUGCAAGGAGAUGACAGAUGCCCACAGCUCGGCCAUCCUGGACAUGCUGCGGGGGGACCCGGGCAGCGCCCCAGCACAGGUGUGCACCGCGCUCACCCUCUGCCAGCCACUGCAGAGGGUCCUGGCCACCCCAGGGCCACUCUCCGAGGAGGACACAUCCGAGGUGGUGGCCCCAUUCAUGGUCAGCGAGCCCCUCAGCCCCAACCCCCUGCAGAUUCCUGAGGACACUGUGUGCCAGGACUGUGUCCAGCUGGUCGCCCGGCUCCAAGACGCUGUGGGGUCCAACAUGUCCAGCCUGGCAGAAGUGACCACCCAGGAGCAGUGUAAGUCCCUGGGGCCAGGCCUGGACCUCCUGUGCAAGAACUACAUCCUUCGCUUUCUCACCCCUGCUGAGCACAUGCUGAGGGUCGUCCUGCCCGAGGAGACCUGCGAGAGGGGGGGCUUCUGUGAGGAGAUGCGGGGGCCCGCCACAGACGCGGUCCCUCCCCUGGAGCCGCUGUCCGCGAGGGAGAGGAACGAGGUGCUGAUGAAGGCCGGCCUGACCUGUGACGUGUGCCUGCAGGUGGUCCAGGAGCUGGACCAGUGGCUGGACUCCGACAGCACGGAGGCCCUGAUCCGCCGAGGCCUGGAGCGCGUGUGCUCAGUGAUGCCCACGUCCAUCGUGCGGCAGUGCGUCACCAUGGUGGACACCUACAGCCCCGCCCUGGUGCAGUUCGUGACCAAAGUGCCCCCAGAGGACGUGUGCAAGGCCAUCCGGCUCUGCGGUGCCCGGCGGCAGGCCCGGGCCAUCCAUGAGGCCUACAAAGCCACCCUGCCCCCCUUGCUGGACACACAAAACCAGGGACACUUCUGCAAUGGGUGCCGGAGGCUGCUGGGCGUGUCCACCCAGAACCUGGACCGCAAAAACACCCAGCGCAACAUCCUGAAGGCCUUCAAGGGCGGCUGCAGCAUCCUGCCGCUGCCCUACCUGAUCCAGUGCCGCCGCUUCGUGGACGAGUACGAGCCCGUGCUCAUCGCGACCCUCAAGGAGGUGAUGGACCCCCUCAGCCUGUGCACCAAGGUGGGCGCCUGCCACGCCUCCAGGACCCCGCUGCUGGGCACCGACCAGUGCGUCAUGGGUCCGAGCUUCUGGUGCUCGAACCAGGAGGCGGCUGAGAUGUGCAAUGCCAUGGAGCACUGCCAGCGCCACCUGUGGGGAGUGGCACCCUUCCACUCGGGGGAGCAUGCGUGACUGUGGCCCCCAGCGACCCCGGGGGCCCUCACCUCCUUGGCUCUGGCAGGGACCCUCUGAGACAGGCACUGCUCCCACUCCCCCAUCACAGAUGAGAACCAAGGCUCUGGGCGGGCAGCUGCAAAGAGCAGCGCUGAAGUCCCCGGUCACCAUCUUGGCGGUCGCGCCGUGUGGCUCUGCCCAUGUGAGUGUCCCCCGGGGACUGGAACCAAAGGCUGGGCACGGCCCCGCCCCCACCCACCACCCCCAGCCUCCAUCGCCACGACGGUGCUGAUGGGUGGGGGCCCAUCGUGGCCUCUGCUGCCCUUCCGUGCUCUGCCAAGCAGCCUGGCGGCAAGCCAGGCAGGGCAGAGGGCAGGAGAGAACAGCCGUCCUGGGUGGGGUCCCUCUUGUCCAACAGCUGGGGGUGCAACUGGGUCUCAUCCACAGCUACUAUCACUUGGCUCAGAACAAAGCUUCUCCACCCCAGGGUCCCGGGGGUGGCCCCAAAAGCGUGCACCAGUGUGACUCUCUGUGGGUCAUCCUGGGAGGAGGCUGGGGCUGUGACCACACCCCGCAGGGGUACCUGGGCUCAGAGCAGGCCUCCCAGGCCUCUGCCCACCGGGGGCCCCCAGACACCGGCUGUGGGACCACAUGGCGCUGAGCACGUCCUCUCACUACCGGAGCCCCAGCUUUCCAGUCUGCAGGGAGGUGUGACCAGACACACCUCAUGGGGACAGUGACACACUCCCAAGAGAAGCCCGAGAGCUCCUCUCCCAGAGACCCCCCCAGUCUGCAGGGCCGAAGACUGGC
This is a messenger RNA of Artibeus jamaicensis (Jamaican fruit-eating bat), 2340 nucleotides long. RefSeq names its product prosaposin like 1 (gene PSAPL1). Gene Ontology annotation, cellular component: lysosome. NCBI's taxonomy places the organism in Eukaryota, Metazoa, Chordata, Mammalia, Chiroptera, Phyllostomidae. Bases 1 to 1548 code for a protein of 515 amino acids. Gene Ontology annotation, biological process: sphingolipid metabolic process. The record is from RefSeq and is a predicted model, not a curated record. The transcript has a single exon.